Triticum aestivum (bread wheat) is the source of this 302-nucleotide messenger RNA. RefSeq lists its product as uncharacterized. The record is from RefSeq and is a predicted model, not a curated record. Lineage: Eukaryota; Viridiplantae; Streptophyta; Magnoliopsida; Poales; Poaceae.
UGUUAGCGCCCCUGACCAGCAUACCCCACCUGCCAUUCCAUCAUCAAGGCCCAGGCGUGCCCCCAGGCCCAACCCACGCUACGUUGGCCCAGAAUGGAGGAACCAGUGGCCCAAGAGCAAGGGUGUACUUGAGCCGGCGCCCGGGGCUGGCUAGGGCAUCCAGAGGAUCACGGCACCUGGCGGCUACCAACUCCCGAUCCCCUUUCCUCUUCCUCAUCCCUAGAACCCUAGCUACUUCCGAUUCGUGUAAUCGCUACCAAAUCCUAUAUCUGUGAGUGAGAUUGCCACCAAUAUUCGAGAUA